GUAGUAUUACCUCAUCAAAGCACAUUCCAUCAGCCACACCACAUCGCACCAGACUAGCACAGAGAGCUAUCAUAUCAACAUGUCACGCUUUGAGAAGUUUCAGAACCAAAUCAAAAUCCUUGAUUCAAAAUCGGAUUUUGUGCACCAUGAAAAUCGUGAUCUGUUCCAGAGUUUCUCAGAUCUUUCCAAAGCUAUUUUACAAGCACUUAAUGAAAACAGCGAGGACUUUAAUAGGGCUGUCCAAAAGAUGAGAACUAUUCAUAGCCAUUUUAAAAAUAAAGAAGCUUCUUAUCUAAAACAAAUUUCUGAAUUUCAAGAAGCUGAAAAACACGAGGAAACUACUGAGCUGCCAAAAGCCAACUUAGAAUUAGAUGAAAAGCUUAAGACACUUAGAUCACAAAAUGUAGGACUGCAAUCUCAGGUAGAACAACUGGAUUCUCAGAAUACAAAACUGAAAAAUAUCAUUCAACAAUGUGUCGGAAAAGACAAAGAGCUUCAGAGUUCGCUUGGCCCUUUAAUCGAUGAAAUUAGUGAACUUAAAGAGGAUGUGAGAAGGGCAAAACAAGAAAAUGACAGUUACCCUGAGGACAAAGUGAAAUCUCUGGUUAAAGAAAAUUCCCAACUUAAAGAAAUCCUGGAAGAAUUUGAGGGGAAACUGAAUGAUUUACAGGGACAGAAGGACAAACUGGUUGACAGAAAUGAAAAAAUGUCUAAUCGAAUAGUUAAACUCACCAAGAAGAAUCAGGAACUCAUCAGAGAAUUAGAGAACUCUGAGAGUAAUGACGCCUUUCCAGACAAAACACAGGAAAUCGAUGAGCGGGUUAGUUUGAAACAGAAGAUUGCUCACCUUCAGGAGACCAAAGAUAAGGUAACUUCUGAUUUAAAUACCUGCUUGGAUGAAAAGAAGCUCAUAGAAAAAAAACUGUCUGCAAAGAACAAAGAAAACCUUAGUUUGAAACAAAAAAACAGUCAACUUGGGAAGACAGUGGCAGAAAUAUCAAGAACCAGUAAGACUUAUGAGGAAACCAUAAAACGACUUCAGAUAAAACAGGAGUUACAAGAACAGGGUGAGGACUGCAUGCAAAACGACCAAAUAUUAAAGUUAAAACAAGAAAAUCAACAACUAAAGAAGGAUUUUGACACUUGUCAGAAACGUCUGAAUAAUUAUAAGGACCUCGUCCACAUGGAAAAAAUGGAUAUUAAAAACAAAAUGCUGGAAGUAGACAAGAAAAACGAACAGCUUCAAGCACACAUUCAACACCUUGAAACUGAAAUGCAGGAAGCGACUGAAUAUUUAUCAGUGGCCAAAAGCUGUCUGACAAAAGCUAAGCCUGCAGAGGCCUGUCCCAACUGUGUCAAGCUGAAGGAAGAUUUUCAGGCGGGCUAUCAGAGCCUCACAGCAGAGCUAGAGGCACUAAAGAAUGAAAACAAGGAGAAAACACAGGAGAUUGAAAAGAAACGAAAGAAAAUGAAGGAUAUGUCAAAUAAAAUCAGUGAUUAUCGGGAGAACAAAAGAGAAAUUCAAACACUCAAGGAAACAUGCAGUUCACUGACAGAUCAAAUCAGCUUUUAUGAGAACAAACGUUUAUCAGAGGACAAAGGCUGUCAGACAGUGGACUUAAUAGCUGACCCUAAGCCUGCAGAGGCCUGUCCCCACUGUGUCAAGCUGGAGGAAGAUUUUCAGGCGGGCUAUCAGAGUCUCACAGCAGAGCUAGAGGCAUUAAAGAAUGAAAAUGAAGACAAAACACAGGAGAUUGAAAAGAAACAAAGGAAAAUUAAGGAUAUGUCUGAUAAAAUGAGUGAUUAUCGGGAGAAAAAAAGAGAAAUUGAACAACUCAAGGAAACGUGCAGUUCACUGAAAUAUCAAAUCAGCUUUUAUGAGAACAAACGUUUAAUAAAAGACAAAGGCUGUCAGACAGUUGAGUCACUAGAGACACCUUUGCCGAACAAAUGUUUAACAAAAAACAAAGGCUGUCAGACAGUUGAGUCACUAGAGACACCUUUGCCGAACAAAUGUUUAACAAAACACAAAGGCUGUCAGAGAGUCACUAGAGACACUUUUGCCAAAAGCAGACCCUAAGUCCGCAAAG
Messenger RNA from Nothobranchius furzeri (turquoise killifish), 2090 nucleotides. The record is from RefSeq and is a predicted model, not a curated record. Lineage: Eukaryota; Metazoa; Chordata; Actinopteri; Cyprinodontiformes; Nothobranchiidae.